Globicephala melas (long-finned pilot whale) is the source of this 5180-nucleotide messenger RNA. RefSeq names its product tubulin tyrosine ligase like 12 (gene TTLL12). Gene Ontology annotation, cellular component: cytoplasm. Lineage: Eukaryota; Metazoa; Chordata; Mammalia; Artiodactyla; Delphinidae. The record is from RefSeq and is a predicted model, not a curated record. Gene Ontology annotation, biological process: protein modification process.
GUGUUUCUUCAUUUGAUUUGAGCCCCGGGUCACCUUUAUUUUGCAUAUCAACGAAGACAGGCUGUGGGAGGUGGAGACAGAAUCUAAACAAAAGUGAAAAGAGGGCUUCCCUGGUGGCGCACUGGUUGAGAGUCCGCCUGCCGAUACAGGGGACACGGGUUCGUGCCCCGGUCCGGGAAGAUCCCACAUGCCGCAGAGCGGCUGGGCCCGUGAGCCAUAGGCCCGCGUACCGCAAAAAAAAAAAAAAAAAAGUGAAAAGAGCUCCCAUGCUUCAAGGGUCUCCCUUUUUGUGGGGUCGGCUCUUUUCUGCUGGCCUGUGCUCUAGCCUGUGUCUCCAAAGGGCCUCCGCAGGGUCCUGGCUGAGGGGUGGGCCUUGGGUUUUGGUGGUUUGCCCACGUGUUGAAGCCAGAGCACGUUCACGGGCGCUCUGUUGGGGCCUUCUGAGCUGGAACCAGAUUCCUGCAGGGGCUGCCUCCUGGGCCGAGACAGACUGAGCAGUGCAGGUGGCGAGGUGGGACCCUGGAGCCAGGAAAAGGCUGCUGGACAAACUGCACCCUUUCAGCCAGUCUCUCUGCCUCUAAAAUCAGGGUUGGACCAGGUACCUUCCUGCCCAAAACACAAGUAGUUGCUAUAAAAAAAGGUGCAGUGUUAUUGGUACCUACCUUUUGUAACAGUGAAUUCCCUUCCCCCUCAUGACUUGCCCUCAAUUCGCCAGCAUUUCCUGAGCACUUACCCUAGUCCCAGGCCUGUGCUGGGCAGGAGGGGACCCCAGCGGUUUGUUAGGAUAAAAAGGUCCUCGUGUACUGGGUGAAAGGAGCACGAGGUGGAAACACCCUGGCUCCGGCCCUGCCAGCCUCUGCGGGCAGUGAACUCACCUGGGCAAGUCAGUUGCCCGUCUGAGUCCAUGUCUCCCCCUGGAAAGUGAAGACCAGGAAACAUGGCUCCGACUUCCACAGUCUUGGUGGGGGACUGGGUGGAGAGGCAUGCCCAGCUCAUAGCCACCAGAGUGUAAUGUCCCCUCCAUCCUGGCUGCAAGAUCUGCAGGCCGCCUGGCCACCGUCGCUCUGCGGAGGGACAGCCAGUACUUUUCCGUGACCCUCCCUUGCCCUUAUGGGUUAUGGGCAGAGCUGUGAGUCACCACGGCCAGACCCAGACCUGCAGCCAUUCUUCUGCCGAGCCUGCUGUGCGCCCAGGUGUGGGGGAGGGCCACAGGCAUCUGCUGACCCAGGAAUGGGGCCCCCCAGCCCCCCGCGAGCCGGGGACCCCGGUGCCUUGGAAAGGAUGCGGAGUGUUUUACAGUAAAUUUCAGCUCUUUUCUGUCUGCAGGAACUUCCCAGCUGCAAAACCAUUCCCCUUCCUUACCUCGUUAGGGCCUCCUCCAGUCCCUCUGUGAGGCGGGAGUGGUCAUCCCCAUUUCACAGCUGGGCGAAGGCACGCCCUGUACUGUCCCCUCCCUCCUGUCAGGUUUGGGGGUAGAGGGCUGGGAUACGGGGUUCUGGGUGGAAGCCCAAGGUGUGAGUCCCAGCCUCUGAGCUGCUCUCUUCUCAUCUCCAAACUGGAGGGAGGAUAGUGGCUUCACCCUGGGAUCGGGGGCUGGUGGGGGGGUUAAAGGCGCCGUCCCAAAAAGUGCCCGAGCUCCCCUGUGGAUGGACCUGGUCGGCUCCACAGCCCUUCCCGCCCCAGCUUCUCUGCCUGGAGUCCUUGCACCACCACGGCAUGGCCACACGUUUAAAUCUUCCCCUUCCUUCACCGCUCACCUCAGGUGACGGCUUCCCCGUAAAGUCUUAUCCGGCCCUCCAGGCCCCCGCACCGCUUACCUGGUCCUCUCAGAUGGCCCCUCUGCCACUCGGGGCAAGGUCAUGAGCGAUUCAUCCUCACACCCCCAAGUGCCUGUCCUGCGCAGCACAUCCAAGCUGCUGGUGCCUGAACAGAUGGCUGAUUUCCAACUACUGGGAUGAGUUUCUCUUCUGUUUUUAAUAGAGUCGUGAGAAAGGUUUUAGGGGCAGCUGGCCUUCGCUGAGUCCCUGCUCUAUGCCACGGACUCUCUGUGUACUGUUUGGUUGACGUAUCGCUCUCAGCUCUGCUGGAAGGUGGCUGAUGCCCCCUUCCCAGGUUUUCGACGCUGGGGAGAUGUUCGGGAUAAUGCAAGUGCAGGAAGUGGAGGAGGAUGAGAGUGAGGACGAGGCGGCCCGGGAAGCACGGAAGAAGCCCAACCCAGGCGGCCAGCUCUGCUACAAGGUCAUCGUGACCAAUGAGAAUGGGCUCCAGGCGGCGGACCCCAACAGCAUCUUCCUUAUCGACCACGCCUGGACGUGCCGCGUUGCGCACGCCCGCCAGCAGCUGCAGCAGGUGCCCGGGCUGCUGCACCGUAUGGCCAACCUGAUGGGCAUCGAGUUCCACGGCGAGCUGCCCAGCACCGAGGCCGUGGACCUGGUGCUGGAGGAGAUGUGGAAGUUCAACCAGACCUACCAGCUGGCCCACGGGACGGCCGAGGAGAAGGUGCCGGUGUGGUACAUCAUGGACGAGUUCGGCUCGCGCAUCCAGCACGCGGACGUGCCCAGCUUCGCCACCGCGCCCUUCUUCUACAUGCCCCAGCGGGUGGCCUACACGCUGCUGUGGCCCCUGAGGGACCUGGACACGGGCGAGGAGGUGACCCGGGACUUUGCCUACGGAGAGGCCGACCCUCUGAUCCGGAGGUGCGUGCUGCUGCCCUGGGCGCCCGCCGACCUGCUGGACCUCAGCUCCUCCACGCCCGAGCCAGCCGACGAGCACUACCAGGCCAUUUUGGAGGAAAACAAGGAGAAGCUGCCACUGGCCAUCAAGCCGGCGGUGUAUCCCUGCGACCACGUCUUCAAGGUCUACACGGACGUCCAGCAGGUGCUCGGCCACCUCAGCCACCCGCGCUUCACCUUCACCGAGAGCGAGGCGGACGCCCACAUCCUCUACCACUUCUCGCACUUAAAGGACUACAGAAGGCUGAGCCGGGAGAGGCCCAGCGUGCUGCUGAACCAGUUCCCCUGCGAGAACCUGCUGACGGUGAAGGACUGCCUGGCCUCCGUCGCGCGCCGGGCCGGCGGUCCCGAGGGCCCGGCCUGGCUGCCCCGCACCUUCAACCUGCGCACCGAGCUGCCCCAGUUCGUCAGCUGCUUCCAGCAGCGGGAGAGGCGGGGCGAGGACAACCACUGGAUCUGCAAGCCCUGGAACCUGGCCCGCAGCCUGGACACCCACAUCACCAAGAACCUGCACAGCAUCAUCCGGCACCGCGAGAGCUCCCCCAAGGUUGUCUCCAAAUACAUUGAAAGUCCCGUCUUGUUCCUCCGAGAAGAUGUGGGGAGGGUCAAGUUCGACAUCCGCUACAUCGUGCUCCUGCGGUCGGUGAAGCCCCUGACGUUGUUCGUCUAUGACGUGUUCUGGCUGCGGUUCUCCAACCGGCCCUUCGCACUCAACGACCUGGACGACUACGAGAAGCAUUUCACUGUCAUGAACUACGACCCGGAAUUGGUGCUGAAGCAGAUGCACUACGACGAGUUCGUCCCGGAGUUUGAGAAGCAAUACCCAGAAUUCCCCUGGAAGAGCGUCCAGGCUGAAAUCUUCCAGGCCUUCACGGAGCUGUUCCAGGUGGCGUGUGCCAGGCCGCCCCCGCUGGGCCUCUGCGACUACCCCUCAUCCCGAGCCAUGUAUGCCAUUGACCUCAUGCUGAAGUGGGACAGCCGUCCAGAUGGGAAGCAAGUGAUGCAGCCGCAGCUCCUAGAGGUGAACUUCAACCCAGACUGUGAGCGGGCCUGCAGGUGCCACCCGACCUUCUUCAACGACGUCUUCAGCACCUUGUACCUGGAUGAGCCUGACAGCUGCCCCGUCACCCGCCUCGUCUAGGCGCCCGCGGGCCCUGCUGUGGGUGCUCGUGGGCAGAUCGCAGCCUCUGUUCCCGGAGCUGCUUCUGCACCGUGCCCCCGCCCCCCGCCCCCACUCCUCCUGCCCCCACCCUGUGAGCCGCAGUGGCCCCAGCCUCACACCCUGGCGGCUCGGGACCCCUCCCCCGUCGGUCAGGAGCAGGCCCAGCCGUGCUGCCCCCGGGGCUGAGCGCUAGGCCCCUGCUCACACCCCCCUUACUGCCGUCUGUGUCUGUUUGGUGAUUGGUCUCAGCUCAGCCACGGGCUUUAUUCCGGAGAGUUCGCUUCCUGGGGUGCUGUGCUUCCAGAGGGCGUUAGUGAAAGGGGUCUGGGGAACACGACAUGGUGUUGUCAGAAACAAGCUUCCCUAGGAGCACCCAUGGGAGCCCAGCGGUCAACAGGCCCAGCCUGGCUGCUUCCCACGCUCUACCCCAGGCCCUGUGACAGGCGUCCCCAGGUCCCCCCUAGGAGCCUGCUUCUCAGACCCAACCUUCUCCCCCUUCACCAGCAACCUCCCUUGAAGCUCCGGGGCAGGACAGCCACUGCCUUUGGUUGCUGUUGCCUUUCCAUUUGGCCCCGUGGAAAGGGCCAGAUGUGGCACCAGCACCUCCCUGCCCGCUGGGCACUGCAGUGUUUCCAGCCUCGCCUGAGUCUGGCUGGGACGCUCCAGUGAGGGGACUCGGGGACAGGUGUGGGCAGCAGAGCACCAGGCAGUGGGCGGCUGAGAAGGAUGCUUCCAGAGAGAAUGCCAUCUCCCACCAGCUAGAGUCAGAAUGUGGAGGUUUUGUAACUUUUUCAUUUAUGGGAAGAAAAUACAAAAUUUUUGUUCUUUCCUUAAUUUUGUUUCUGAAAUCUUGAGUCAGUUUCCAGGGUAGUUUGUGUUGCCACAGUGUACCCAGCCCAGCUAACCAGACGGCGGGUGUGACUUUCACGGAGGAGCUGCCUGCAGAGCUUUCAUGUGUGUGUACGUGUGUGCGUGCGUGUCGUGUGUGUGUGCGCGUGCAUGCAUGCGUGUGUUGGGAGGUGCUUGUUUCAUUCUGAAGCCAAGGGUGAUCCUUGUGGCAAAACUGGACUCGACUGCGCCUCCCGCUUCGUGUCUUUUGGGGAGUGUCCGUCCACUGUCUCUGCUAACCAGAAGUUCAGCCUGUGUUCUGGAAAACACCCUUUCCUCCAGCCAAGGAGAGGUUCAGAGGGCAGGACACCUCAUCUCUGGUUUUCUCCGUGGGAGAGCUGCUGCGUCCUGUCCCCUCCUGGACGUGAUUUGUACCGCAAUAAAGUACGCCUUCUCUA